Sphaeramia orbicularis (orbiculate cardinalfish) is the source of this 1613-nucleotide messenger RNA. It is a transcript of the gene eef1g, whose product is annotated as eukaryotic translation elongation factor 1 gamma. Gene Ontology annotation, biological process: translational elongation. The coding region runs from base 97 to 1410 and encodes 437 amino acids. NCBI's taxonomy places the organism in Eukaryota, Metazoa, Chordata, Actinopteri, Kurtiformes, Apogonidae. Gene Ontology annotation, cellular component: nucleus; cytoplasm. The transcript has 10 exons. Gene Ontology annotation, molecular function: translation elongation factor activity. The record is from RefSeq and is a predicted model, not a curated record.
AAAUGUGAACGCGCAUAUUUCACGUGCGUGCACGUAUUGUGUCCGUAAAUACGUCAGAGGAGCGUGCCCUCGUUCUUUCUUUCUCUCGUCCUGAAGAUGGCGGCAGGGACUCUGUACACGUAUCCAGAGAACUGGCGGGCCUUCAAGGCUCAGAUUGCAGCCCAGUACAGUGGCGCUCGCCUCAAAGUUGCUAGCAGCCCCCCUGCCUUCACCUUCGGGCAGACAAACCGUGCUCCUGCCUUCCUCAACAACUUUCCACUGGGCAAGGUACCUGCCUUCCAGGGAGAUGACGGUUUCUGUCUGUUCGAGAGCAAUGCCAUUGCUCACUACUUGAGCAAUGAUGCCCUGCGUGGUGCCACUCCUCAGGCUGCUGCCCAGAUACUGCAGUGGGUGAGCUUUGCUGACUCUGAGAUCAUCCCCCCAGCCAGCGCAUGGGUCUUCCCCACUCUUGGAAUAAUGCAGUUCAACAAGCAGGCUACAGAGCAGGCCAAGGAGGAUGUGAAGAAGGUCCUCACAGUGCUGAAUCAACACCUGAACACACGUACCUUCCUGGUGGGUGAGAGGGUCAGUCUAGCUGACAUCACUGUGGUCUGCUCUAUGCUCUGGCUUUAUAAACAGGUUUUGGAGCCCUCUUUCCGUCAGCCUUACCCCAAUGUUACCCGCUGGUUUGUUACCUGUAUUAACCAGCCACAAUUUAAGACUGUCCUUGGGGAUGUAAAGCUGUGUGAAAAGAUGGCUCAGUUUGAUGCCAAGAAGUUUGCUGAGAUGCAGCCCAAGAAAGAAGCCCCUCCUAAGAAGGAGAAGGGAGGAAAAGAGGCAGCCAAGCCCCAGGAGAAGAAAGAGAAAAAGAAGGAAGAAAAGAAGCCUGCUCAAGAAGAGGAGAUGGAUGACUGCGAUGCAGUUUUGGCUGCUGAACCCAAAACCAAGGACCCAUUUGCACACCUGCCAAAAAGCCCAUUUGUUAUGGAUGAGUUCAAAAGAAAAUACUCCAAUGAGGACACCUUGUCAGUCGCCAUUCCCCACUUCUGGGAGCACUUCGACCGUGAAGGCUAUUCCAUUUGGUAUAGUGUAUACAAAUACCCUGAGGAGCUUACACUUACAUUCAAGAGCUGCAACCUUAUCACAGGUAUGUUCCAGCGCUUGGACAAACUCAGAAAGAAUGCCUUUGCCAGUGUUAUCUUGUUCGGCACCAACAACGACAGCAGCAUCUCUGGAAUCUGGAUCUUCAGAGGCCAGGAACUGGCUUUCACUCUGUCUGAAGACUGGCAGAUUGACUAUGAAUCAUACGACUGGCGCAAGCUGGACCCAAACAGCGAGGAGUGCAAGACCAUGGUGAAGGAGUACUUUGCCUGGGAGGGAGACUUCAAGCACGUUGGUAAAGCCUUCAACCAGGGCAAGGUCUUCAAGUGAGAGGACACUGGGAUAGUCUGAACAAAAGCACUAUGCGCUUCUGCUCUCAACACUUCAAACUUUCGGACUCUCAGCCACCACGUGCUUACUUACCUGCAAAACUGACUUGGAAUGACGAUGUUUGACGAUGCGUGAAUUCUGUCUCAGUGGCCCCAACUGUUUUCUGGUUGACUUGCGAAAUAAAGCAUUUUCCACAAUGCCAA